Messenger RNA from Doryrhamphus excisus (bluestripe pipefish), 4036 nucleotides. RefSeq names its product tripartite motif-containing protein 3-like. Gene Ontology annotation, molecular function: ubiquitin protein ligase activity; protein binding; zinc ion binding. Gene Ontology annotation, biological process: proteasome-mediated ubiquitin-dependent protein catabolic process; protein polyubiquitination. NCBI's taxonomy places the organism in Eukaryota, Metazoa, Chordata, Actinopteri, Syngnathiformes, Syngnathidae. The record is from RefSeq and is a predicted model, not a curated record.
GCAGCACUGGAUGAUGACACGUUGGGAUGAUUGUGUCUUUCAUUUGCCACAUAAUCCUGUGGGCGAAGACGGAAUAACCCGCAUCCUUUGUCCUUUUAAGGGUGACUGGGUGGAAUCCUAAGUAUGAUAACCCGCCCCCAUUUUCUUGCUUUUUUUUGCAUCACUCUCUCUCAGUCUGCCCCCUCCCCCUUCAUAUGCCAUUGGGGUAUGUAGCUCCGCCCACCAAGGUCUGGACCAAUACUGCCAAAGCUGCACGGAGGCCACUCCCGUAGUCUCCUCCUCCUUCCUCUGCUUUCCCUUCAGCCUCUUCCUCACCGUCCCCCUCCUUUCCUUCUCCUCCCAGAUGGACCGUGCCCUUUCCUUUCUGUGGACUCGGAGAGGACUCGUACCAUGGUCAGCUUCUUCCUGGGCCUGCCAUGCUGACACCUCCGCUCCAUUCCUCUAUUCCUGCUGUUCUCCAUUGGUUCCGAUGUCUGUCUCCAUGGCCAAGCGCGAGAGCGGCAGCACCAGCCCGGUGGUGAGGCAGAUAGACAAGCAGUUCCUGGUCUGCAGUAUCUGCCUGGACCGCUACCACAACCCCAAAGUGCUUCCCUGCCUGCACACCUUCUGUGAGAGAUGUCUCCAAAACUACAUCCCGCCCCAGUCCCUCACGCUGUCCUGUCCAGUGUGCCGACAGACGUCUAUUUUGCCGGAGAAGGGCGUGGCUGCUCUGCAGAACAACUUCUUUAUCACCAACCUGAUGGAGGUCCUGCAGCGAGACCCCGAGUGCAGCCGACCCGAGGCUUGCAACGUCCUGGAGUCAGCCAGCGCCGCCACAGCCUGCCAGCCUCUUUCCUGUCCCAACCACGAGGGCAAGGUGAUGGAGUUCUACUGCGAGUCGUGUGAGACGGCCAUGUGUCUGGAGUGCACGGAAGGCGAGCACAGGGAACAUGUGACGGUUCCUCUGAGGGACGUUUUAGAACAACACAAAUCUGUGCUGAAGAACCAGCUGGACGCCGUGUGCAACAGACUCCCACAGCUGACGGCCGCCAUAGAACUCGUCAAUCAGAUCUCCAAACAGCUCAUGGACAGGAAGAACGGCGCCGUGACGGAGAUCAAUGCUACCUUUGAUGAGCUGGAGAAGGCGUUACAUCACCGCAAGAAUGCUCUCAUCACCGAGGUGGAGAACAUCUGCAGCACCAAGCAGAAGGUCCUCCAAGGCCAGCUGACGUCACUACUCCAGGGCAAGGAGAACAUCCAAAGCAGCUGUGACUUCACCGAGCAGGCCCUGAGCCACGGCAGCGCCACUGAGGUCCUUCUGGUCCAGAAGCAGAUGGGGGAACGGAUCAGCGCCCUGGCACGCUACACCUUCCCCGAGUACCCCCACGAAAACGGACACCUGGAGUGCCAGGUGGAGACGGACGGCCUGCGUCGCUCCAUCCAGAACCUCGGGGUCCUGAUCACCACGGGCGCCGUGGGGCACACCAGCGUGGCGACCGGCGAGGGCCUGCGUCACGCGCUGGUGGGCCAGCACACCGGCGUCACCGUCACCACCAAGGACAAAGACGGAGAGCUGGUGAAGACCGGCAACGCCGCGCUGAGGGCCGAGAUCGUCUCGGCGGAGGGGGCGCGCGCCGAGGCCGAGGUGGUGGACAACAAGAACGGCACCUACGAGGUGGGCUACACGGUGCGCUGCGAGGGGGAGUUCACCUUCUCCCUGCUGCUGUACGAGCAGCACGUCAGGGGGAGUCCCUUCCGCCUGAGAGCCGUCAAGCCGUCGGACGUCCUGCAGUCGCCCGACGACGUGAAGAGACGUGUUAAGUCCCCCAGCGGGGGAGGAGGACACGUACGCCAGAAGGCCGUACGCAGACCCUCCAGUAUGUACAGCACCACCAAGAAGAAGGAAAAUCCCAUCGAGGACGAGCUGAUCUACAGAGUGGGAACGAGAGGACGAGACAAAGGAGAGUUCACCAACCUUCAAGGCAUCUCCACCUCCAGCAACGCUCGCAUCGUGGUUGCCGACAGCAACAACCAGUGCAUCCAGGUCUUCUCCAACGACGGGCAGUUCAAGAUGAGGUUUGGGGUCAGAGGUCGUUCCCCGGGUCAGCUGCAGCGCCCCACCGGCGUCACGGUGGACAUGAAUGGCGACAUCAUCGUGGCCGACUAUGACAACAGAUGGAUUAGCAUCUUCUCCUCCGAUGGGAAGUUCAAGAAUAAGAUCGGGGCGGGUCGCUUGAUGGGUCCCAAGGGCGUGGCCGUGGACAAGAACGGCCACAUCAUCACGGUGGACAACAAGGCCUGCUGCGUCUUCAUCUUCCAGUCCAACGGCAAGCUGGUCACCAAGUUUGGAGCAAGGGGGACGUCAGACAGACAUUUUGCAGAAAAAAGCGGAGCAAACGUUGCAGUGGAACAAAAGAUGAGUAAAUCAGGCCCCGUCUUCAGUCCUCACUUUGUGGCCGUCAACAACAAGAAUGAAAUAGUCGUCACAGACUUCCACAAUCAUUCUGUCAAGGUGUACAACGCAGACGGCGAGUUCCUAUUUAAGUUUGGCUCUCACGGAGAAGGCAACGGCCAAUUCAACGCCCCGACGGGAGUGGCUGUGGACGCCAACGGGAACAUCAUCGUGGCCGACUGGGGCAACAGUCGCAUACAGGUGUUUGACAGCUCGGGCUCCUUCCUGUCUUACAUCAACACGUCAGCGGACCCCCUGUACGGCCCCCAGGGCCUGGCCCUCACCUCUGACGGUCACGUGGCGGUGGCCGACUCCGGCAACCACUGCUUCAAGGUGUACCGCUACCUGCAGUAAGCUCCGGCAGGCAGGAAGUAGUCCAUCGGCGAGGUGCAAUAACCUUCCUCUCACACACGCUGGUGACCGGGCCUUGUGAAGAACACGGACUGGAGCCUCCCUGGCGGACUGUGGACGGACGGGGUGGAGGUUUAAGGAGUCUUUCAUGAGCCAUAAUGCAUGCAACUUUCAUUCAGUCUCAGUGAAUAGCAAACAUCAGCGUGCGUCAUUGCUUGCUUUCCGCCACCGACUCUUAGGACCACGCUGACAAUUCCAACAAAUACUACUUGGCUGCUAAGAUUACAUAUGGAUUUUCAUAACAGUCAUUAUUUUUCUCACAUCUUGUCUAAAAAUGACAAUUUUUCUUCUAUCCCCAUCAAUUACAAUUCUAAUCUUGUGAUAAUAUGACUUCAUUCACUUAAAAGAAUAGGAUUUUUCCCCACAUAGGAUUACUACCUUUUUUUUUUUGGCAAUUUAUGAUUUUUUUUCUUUUUUUUUUUUUUUCUUUUUGCCACACAUGACAUUUAUUGACAAAUGACAUUUAUUAUUCUUUUCUGGUAAUUACGACAAUAUCAAAAUUUUUCAGAAUUUGUUGCCUCAAACUAUUCAAUUUUUCUGUAAAAUUUUGUUUUUUUUUUGGAAUUAGGUUGUUUUGUUUGCCAUACAUUAUGCUUAUUAUUUUGUGAUAUUGCAACAUUAUUAUUGGAAAAUUUAGAUUUUUGGGGGGCCUUGUAAUAUCAUACCUUUUUUUUAUCAUAAAAUCUAAUUUUUUUCAUAACAUAACAUUUAUUUUCGGAAGAUUUCUUGGUAAAGUUGGGGUUUUUUCCCCCCUGAAUAUUUUUUUUUUAAUAAAUUCUGGGUUUUGUUUAGUAAUAUUGCAACAUAAAUAUUUAAAAAUUCUGAAUUUUUGCCCUGUAAAAUUUCACCUUUUUCUCCCCUCAUAAAAUCUUUUUCUUCUACAAAAAAAACAAUGUAUUUUUGUAAAAUGAAGAAUUUGACUGUUUUUCCCCCAGCGUGGUCCUAAAGUCCUUGCCAGCUUCUGCCACAGCUACUUCCUGCUUCCAGUAUAAUAAACUACACUUCACUUCUCCAGCAAUUGAGCAAGCUUAGAAAGGUCCUCGGCAUCCGUGCAUUGAUUUGUUGUAUGUAGUGUACAUACAUGAAUGUAUAUUGUGUAUAUGAGAUCACGGCGUGUUUGUGCUAAGAGAGAGAGAGAGAGAGAGAGAGAGAGAGAGAGAGAGAGAGAGAGACGGAGAGCAGCACUGAAGGUUU